Messenger RNA from Dictyostelium purpureum, 435 nucleotides. RefSeq lists its product as uncharacterized. The record is from RefSeq and is a predicted model, not a curated record. The coding region runs from base 1 to 435 and encodes 144 amino acids. The transcript has 2 exons. Lineage: Eukaryota; Evosea; Eumycetozoa; Dictyosteliales; Dictyosteliaceae.
AUGGUGAUAGACUUGCCAAUAAACUUAUUUCAUUAUUAUUACUAUUAUUAUAAAAAUACAAACUCAAAAGAGAAUACAGUGUGGUCAAAUAGAAUCCUAAGUCUUACUAAAACCAAUAUCAAAUGCAAAGAGUGUGGUUCAAAGAUUCUUCUUUUAAAAAUGUUUACAAAAAAUUAUCAAGAUCUUUGUAAUAAUUUUAAUUUGCAAUUUUAUGGUUGUGAAGGUGAACAUAUCAGUACUAUUAAAGUCAGAUCCAUCUUUAGUAUCACCUAUAAUGCCACAAAAACAAAUAUUAAAUGUAAAGAGUGUGGUACAAAGACCACUGUCAAACUUGUUCAAAACUUAAAACUAGCAGUUGAAUCUAAUAGAUUUUUCUUAGCACCAGAACAACUCAAUGAGUAUAUUGAGAAAUUCCAAAAAUCUACUUGGCUAUAA